Aspergillus clavatus NRRL 1 is the source of this 2034-nucleotide messenger RNA. RefSeq names its product RNA-binding snoRNP assembly protein NAF1. Bases 1 to 2034 code for a protein of 677 amino acids. Gene Ontology annotation, molecular function: RNA binding. Gene Ontology annotation, biological process: ribosome biogenesis; pseudouridine synthesis; box H/ACA snoRNP assembly. Gene Ontology annotation, cellular component: sno(s)RNA-containing ribonucleoprotein complex. Lineage: Eukaryota; Fungi; Ascomycota; Eurotiomycetes; Eurotiales; Aspergillaceae. The record is from RefSeq and is a predicted model, not a curated record. The transcript has a single exon.
AUGGCGGAUCAGAAUCCCCUUAAUAAAUUUUCAGGCACCUCGGAGGUCUCCAACGACGGUCCUGCAGUGAAACGAACCUGCACGAAUGAUACGCCACCCAUCGCAUUGACGCCCGCGGACGAUGGCAGCGAUUUUUACAACACUCCCUGGACUGCAGGUACACCCGUGAAUAAUACUGAGAGCAAAGAUACUGCAGAUACAGAAAUGAGCGAGUCGGUUUCUUCUUCUAAACCAGCCAUGGCAAUCCCGGGUUUGAGCCUCGUCAAUGAUAGCCUCCAAGAUCUGCAACCCUUGAGCCAGGAGUCCACACCAGCCCAGAAACCGCAGGUUGAAGCUGUUGGUGAUGCGGUCAUUGAGGAUAAGCCGCAGGAAGCAAUCUCACAGCAGACUUUAGAGACACAAGACCAGGCGAACAAGGAGCGACUUUCUGGAGACGCCGUGCCGAUGGAAGUGGAACAACGUUCUGAACAGCCUGCCCAGGGAGAGGCUGGAAACCAGCAUAUGGAAGGAACUAUCACCAACACACAAGGAAAUGAUGAGGCAAAUCAAUCUGCUGCAGACGCUGCAGGGAACCGACCACUUGAGGAAGAAGAAGGCGAGCAUCCCGAAUGGGAGAUUGACUCUUCUCCUUACGAAUCGUCUUCCGACGAUUCUACGACUGAUUCCUCCGAUGAUAGCGAUGAAGAUGAUGACGAAGACUACCCGAUCCUUUCUCCCGAAGAACAGGCGCGCAUUCUGAUGCUCGCAGAAGCCGGUUCCGACGAUGAAGGAGAAGGAAAGGGCAAAUCAGGCGGUCACCUAAGAACAGCGAACGAACUACCGGAGGAAGCACCCCCGAUCCCUGAAAUUACUAUUACGCCAGAUAUGAAGGUCGUGCUUCUGGGGCACGUUGAAGCAAUUGUCGAAAACACCCUACUUAUCGCGGCCAACGUCUCCGGAGAAUACCAGGUGCUCGAGUCUGGCUCGUUGCUCUGCCUCGAGGACCGAAAAGUGGCUGGUGUGGUAACUGAAACACUAGGAAGGGUUGAAAACCCGCUGUAUGCCGUUCGGUAUCCUAGCGCUGCCGCUAUUGAGGAGCGUGGGAUUUCCAAGGGAAUACAUAUGUACUAUGUCGAACCUCAUUCGACGUUCGUCUUCACUCAGCCCCUGAAAGGACUCAAGGGAAGCGAUGCUUCGAACUUCCAUGACGAAGAAAUUGCCGAGGACGAGGUUGAAUUUUCUGAUGACGAAGCGGAGGCUGAAUACAAGCGGAAGUUGAAGCAGAAGCGACAGGAGCGAAAGGAUGCCAGGAACGAAAACGGCGGUCCAGUUCGUGGAAAGAGAGGUCUGCCUGGCCCCUCGAAACUCGGCCAAGCAGAGCUUAACUACGAUGAUGUACCGACAACUGAAGAUGGUUACACCCCAUUGGCUCGCCCAAAGAAUUUACACGAAAUGAUGGGCCACCAGGAGGCACCUGUUGAGAGUGACGGGCAUGCAGGAAGGAAUCCUGCUCCGCGUGGCGGUCGCGGUCGCGGUAGAGGCUCUGAUCGUGGUCGGGGAAAUCGUGGACGAGGAGCAGCAGGAGGAUCGAGGGAUUCUCGCGAUUACAACUCGUACCAGGAUCGCCAGCCUUACUCCAUGCAGCAGCAAAGGUCGCCAGACAUUCAGACUCAGCCUUCGAACUACAGUCAGCAGCCGGCAUACCCCCAGAAUCAGCAAAAUAUCUACGGCAUGCCUCAGCAAUUUCCCUUCCAGCCAUUCCCUCAACAGCCCCAGCAAGCAUUUCCUCAAGGCUCGUUACCGGCCCAGUUCAACUUCCAAAUGCCUUUUCAGCAGGCUUAUCAACAGCCGAAUCCAUAUCAAAACUUUCCUGCCAUCAAUCCUCUGUUCUUAGCUGCCAUGCAACAGCAGCAACAACAACAGCAACAGCAGCAACAGCAGACGCCCGGUCAACCUCAGGGACAGAAUCCAACAAUGAACUUUGAUCAGGUCAAGGCUCAGCUCGAUCUCUUGCGGCAUCUGAGCAACGCGAACCAAGGGCCACCACGCUCAUGA